This is a messenger RNA of Cinclus cinclus, 772 nucleotides long. RefSeq names its product cysteine rich transmembrane module containing 1 (gene CYSTM1). Gene Ontology annotation, cellular component: extracellular exosome. Lineage: Eukaryota; Metazoa; Chordata; Aves; Passeriformes; Cinclidae. The transcript is spliced from 3 exons. Bases 99 to 428 code for a protein of 109 amino acids. The record is from RefSeq and is a predicted model, not a curated record.
GCCUGUGUCUCCCGUGACGUCACCGUCCCGAGGGGUGCGCAGCAGGUGCGGGCGGCGGCGCGAGACGCGCAGGGCGCAGGACAGAUUCUGCAUCCCCCAUGAGCUACGAUAACCCUCCGCCGUACCCCGGCCCGGGCCCGACUGCCCCAUACCCACCUUAUGCACAGCAGCCAGGGGGCCCUCCUGGCCCCUAUCCUGGCUAUCCCCCCGGGCCCUACCAGCCAGGCCAGCCAGGCUACCAAGGAUAUCCCCAGUACGGAUGGCAGAAUGCUCCUCCACCGCCGCCGGGACCGGUGUACGCAGAUGGGCCCAAAAACACAGUGUACGUCGUGGAGGAGCGGCGGAGGGACGACACGGGCGAGAGCGCCUGCCUGACGGCGUGCUGGACCGCGCUCUGCUGCUGCUGCCUCUGGGACAUGCUGACCUGACGCCGCUGCCGCCCCGCCGCUCACCGAGUGCUAUGCAGGCUCCCCACUCCUGUCCCGACUUCUUUCUGUUACUGUAAUCAGCGCUCUGCUUUGCACAGCCAAGAGUUCCCGUCUGUCCGUCCUAGCGCCUUGUCGGGGUGGGGGGUGCACUCCUUUAUUUUAGUAAAGGAAAAAGAAUCCCUUUUUAACAUUUCUAAGACUUUUGUUGUAACUUUGAAGAAUGUGCUAAUGGUGUGUUUCAGCCAAAGGCAUUCUGAUGAAAUGUAUAUUUACCAGUUGAGAUUUUCCUAGCCCUAGAGAUGAAGAUGUACGCAAUAAUUAAAGCCGACAGUUGAUUUUCUUCA